Molecule: messenger RNA, 1647 nt
Organism: Talaromyces marneffei
Lineage: Eukaryota; Fungi; Ascomycota; Eurotiomycetes; Eurotiales; Trichocomaceae
Exons: 10
Coding region: 1-1647 (548 amino acids)
Biological process (GO): protein folding
Cellular component (GO): chaperonin-containing T-complex
Molecular function (GO): ATP-dependent protein folding chaperone; ATP binding; ATP hydrolysis activity
Source: RefSeq, a predicted model, not a curated record
AUGGCUAUGCAGCUUGACUUGUCGCAGGCUUCGGUCAUCAAGGAUGAGCAGGGCCGCCCUUUUAUCAUUGUGCGAGACCAAGGAAAAAAGAAGAGACAACACGGUAACGAGGCGGUCAAAUCACAUAUUGUUGCGGCAAAGACUGUUGCCAACAUCGUCAAGACUUCGUUGGGACCACGAGGUCUAGAUAAGAUUCUCAUUUCGCCGGAUGGGGAUAUCACAGUCACGAACGAUGGAGCCACGAUUCUAGGACAGAUGGAAAUCUCAAACAAUGUCGCUAAACUUCUUGUCGAAUUAUCGCAAUCCCAGGACGAUGAAAUCGGUGAUGGAACAACCGGUGUCGUGGUGUUGGCUGCUGCCCUCUUGGAACAAGCAUCUGAGUUGAUUGACAAGGGUAUCCAUCCGAUUCGGAUCGCCGACGGCUACGAUGCAGCUUGCGAAAUCGCUAUUGCACAACUCGACAAGAUCAGUGAUGAGAUCACCUUUUCUACGGACAAGACAGACAAUUUGAUGAAGGUCGCCAAGACAUGUCUGGGUAGCAAGAUUGUUUCCAAAUCUCACGAACAAUUCGCUAAAAUCGCCGUCGAUGCCGUGCUCUCCGUCGCCGAUCUCGAGCGGAAAGAUGUGGAUUUCGAGCUUAUCAAGGUUGAUGGCAAAGUUGGCGGUUCCCUUGAAGACUCCUUGCUCGUCAAGGGUGUCAUUGUCGACAAGGAUUUUUCACACCCCCAGAUGCCCUCGGAGGUCCGGGAUGCCAAAUUGGCCAUUCUGACCUGCCCGUUCGAGCCUCCCAAACCCAAGACCAAACAUAAACUUGAUAUCACAUCGGUGGAAGAAUUCAAGCGCCUGCAGGCAUACGAAAAGGACAAAUUCACAGAGAUGAUUCAACAAUUGAAAGACUCUGGUGCCAAUCUCGUUAUCUGCCAGUGGGGUUUCGACGAUGAGGCCAAUCACUUGCUUUUACAGAACAAAUUGCCCGCGGUUAGAUGGGUUGGAGGUCCUGAGAUUGAAUUGAUUGCUAUUGCGACCAAUGGACGUAUUGUUCCUCGAUUCGAAGACCUCACUGCUGAGAAGCUCGGCACUGCUGGUUUGGUUAAGGAGUUGACCUUUGGCACAACACGUGAGAAGAUGCUUGUUAUCGAAGAGUGUGCGAACAGCCGGGCUGUGACGGUGUUUGUACGGGGUAGUAACAAGAUGAUCAUCGACGAAGCCAAGCGAUCGCUACAUGACGCUCUGUGCGUUGUGCGCAACUUGGUCCGAGACAACCGCGUUGUGUACGGUGGUGGUGCUGCCGAGAUUGCAUGCUCCAUUGCAGUCGAGGACGCCGCUAUCAAGAGCCCUGGCAUUGAACAAUACGCCAUGCGAGCAUUUGCCGAUGCUCUUGAUGCUGUGCCACUGACAUUGGCCGAGAACUCUGGCUUGAACCCUAUUGAAACUCUUGCAUCUAUCAAAUCACGACAGGUCAAGGAGAAGAACACCCGACUGGGUGUCGACUGCAUGUUCACCGGCAACAAUGAUAUGAGAGAACACUUUGUCAUUGACCCUCUCAUUGGAAAACGCCAACAACUCCUCCUUGCCACGCAAUUAUGCCGAAUGGUCUUGAAGAUCAAUAAUGUCAUCAUCUCCGGCGACGACCAGAGUGAGUUUUAA